Molecule: messenger RNA, 2112 nt
Organism: Penaeus vannamei (Pacific white shrimp)
Lineage: Eukaryota; Metazoa; Arthropoda; Malacostraca; Decapoda; Penaeidae
Gene: mEFTu1
Product: mitochondrial translation elongation factor Tu 1
Biological process (GO): mitochondrial translational elongation
Cellular component (GO): mitochondrion
Molecular function (GO): translation elongation factor activity; GTPase activity; GTP binding
Source: RefSeq, a predicted model, not a curated record
CAGUGCAGACGACGCUAACAUGGCAGCGUGUCGGGUGCUGCGAUCUCUCUCCACUUCCCAUUUAUCACCUUGUUUUAGGGCCUAUCAGUACCACAAUGGAAGUCUUGCCAGUCUAGCAAGGUCCAGGGGCUUCCCAGCACUCUUCCAGGUGCGCAACUAUGCAGAGAAGAAGGUAUUCCAGAGAGACAAGCCCCACUGUAACAUCGGGACAAUUGGUCAUGUUGACCACGGCAAGACCACUCUGACAGCUGCCAUCACCAAAGUGCUGUCUGACAAGGCCCUUGCGAGUGCAAAGCGGUACGAUGAGAUUGACAAUGCCCCAGAGGAGAAGGCCAGAGGUAUCACCAUCAAUGUUGCUCAUAUUGAGUAUGCUACAGACAAGAGGCAUUAUGGCCACACUGAUUGCCCAGGCCAUGCUGAUUACAUCAAGAACAUGAUCACAGGCACCUCCCAGAUGGACGGAGCCAUCUUGGUGGUGGCAGCAACAGACGGUGUUAUGCCGCAGACCAGGGAGCAUCUUACUCUUGCCAAACAGAUUGGCAUCCAACACAUUGUCAUCUUCAUCAACAAGGUGGAUGCUGCUGACGAAGAAAUGAUAGAGUUAGUGGAGAUGGAGAUCCGUGAAUUGAUGAGCGAGAUGGGCUACGAUGGAGAUAACAUCCCCGUUGUGAAGGGUUCUGCUCUCUGUGCCCUUGAGGAUAAGAGUGAAGAUAUUGGAGUGAAGGCUAUUGAAGAACUCAUGAAACAUGUUGAUGAAGAGAUUCCAACUCCAGUGAGAGAGUUAGACAAACCAUUCUGCCUGUCUGUGGAAGGCGUUUAUUCUAUAGCAGGACGUGGCACAGUGGUAACAGGCCGGCUGGAGCGUGGCAAGAUCAAGAAGGGCAUGGACUGUGAAUUCAUUGGCUACAACAAGAAGAUUAAGAGCACCAUCACGGGCAUUGAGAUGUUCCACCAGAUCUUAGAGGAGGCCCAAGCUGGGGAUCAGCUCGGGGCCUUGGUGCGCGGCCUGAAGAGGGAUGACGUCAAGCGCGGCAUGGUAAUGGCCAAGCCAGGAACAAUGAAGUCACACGACAACGUGGAGACGCAGGUGUACGUCCUCAGCAAGGAGGAGGGUGGUCGCAGCAAGCCGUUCACCUCGUACAUCCAGCUGCAGCUCUUCAGCAAGACCUGGGACUGUGCCGCUCAGGUGAUUGUCACGGAGAAGGAGAUGGUCAUGCCUGGGGAGGAUGCCAAGCUGACUUUGCGACUCCAGAAACCCAUGGUCAUGGAAAAGGGACAGCGCUUCACACUGCGUGAUGGCUCAGUCACUCUGGGAACAGGUGUAGUCACUAAUAUCCUGGACAACAUGAAUGAGGCUGAACGUGCCGAUCUGAUGGCAGGCAAGAAGGCCCGAGAGAAGAAGGCCGCUGCUGGCAAAUAAAGAACUGCGGAGAGAGAGAGAGAAAGGGAAAGAGGAAUGACAGCUGGUGAUUGCAGCGGACUUUCCACAAACACUUAGAGGAAUUGGUUAGAGGAAUCGGUUAGAAAAAUGCCAUUAACACUAAAGAUGUACAGGCUAUAAUAUAUCCUUGGGUAAAACAUUGUUGUUGGUGUUGAUGAUAUUAUGUAUAUUUAUAUAUAUAUUUUAUUCUAAAGCGCUGCGAAUGAUGAAAGAAAAAUGAUCUUUGGUGUCUAUUAUGUGGACUGACAAGAAUCUUAAUUGAAUCAGUGUCUGAUGGGAAGUGGCAUUUUGUCUUUUAGGGAGAAAGAAGAGUCUGAAAAAUUACAUUAUAGUAGAAUUCACGAAUAUUUGAAAGUAUGACAUGUUGAGAUAAGUAUGUAAAUAUAAGAAAGACAUGAAUUUUAUUUCCAGUGAAUUUGUCUAAAGAAAAAAAAAGAAAGAAAACACCACAGCCUAUAUUCAGCUUGUAAUUGAAACAGCAAAUUGUUAAGAAGUUUAUUAACAUGUACUGUAUAUAAACAAACGUUGAAAAGUAAGUGCAUUCUCAGUCACGCACUGCAAAUCUCUUUAUGGAAAUGUUAGGAUUCAAAUUCCUUUGGUUCAUGACCAGUUAUUAUAUGUAUUGUUCAGUUUAUUAACUUUUGUAAAUAAAAUUGAAAUGUUUAGUAAAA